UAAAAAUCCAUUGAAAUGAUUUGUUUCAGCUACUUAUCUUCUAAAAUCAACUGCUGAAUUUUCACAUUUAAUUCUCUUUUAGAUCAAUUAGUGGAGAAAAUAAAAUUUAAUCAUCAUGGACUCGAAAUUAGACAUGGCUCUUGAUGACAUAAUAAGCAAGAAAAAGGGUGAAUCCCGUGGAGGAGGUUCAGGCAGGCGUGGAUCACGUGGUGGAGGAGGAGGAGCACGUGGGCGUGGUGGACGAGGUGGUAAUUUUUCCCGACCUGCCCCAUACAACACUGGACCUCGGCAGCCUCAGAGCUCCAUGGGCAAUGGGCGUUGGACGCACGACAUGUUCAGAGGGGGAGACAGUGGGCUGCUGCCACCCCCACCCCUCAUGGGGAUGGGAACCUUCAAGCUUAAUAUCAACAACCUAGACUUUGGAGUCACUGAUUCAGACAUCAGGGAGCUGUUCCAAGAGUUUGGAGACAUGCAGUCUGCGGCUGUGCACUACGAUCGCUCGGGCAGGUCACUAGGCAGCGCCCAGGUUAUCUUUGGGCGUCAAAGUGACGCGGUGAAGGCAAUGAAGCAGUACAACGGCGUGCACCUUGAUGGCCGCCCCAUGAAGAUAUACAUUGAAGGCCUCGGCCUCGACUCAUCUUUUGCCUCCCGCGGAGGUGGUGUGUCAAGACCGAUGUCGAAUCGCCUCGAUCAGCGAAGCAGAGGCUCAAGACCAGGUGGACGAGGCCGUGGAGGUCGGGGGCGGCAGCCUGAGAAAGCAAAACUCAAGACCGCUGAGGAGCUCGACGCUGAGUUGGACAGCUACUUGUGCGAAGCCAAGAAGGCCAAAUAGCCUGCCUACAAUUUGAGAUGCGCUCCUGUAGUACCUAAGACAUUUUACAAUCAUUAUUCCUGAACAUCAUCUUGAUGGAAUGAUUCACAAAACCUAGACGUUUUAGAAACUCUCCAUCGUUGAAGUGGUGAGCUGAUUAAAUUGAGCCUUUUAUGAGUUGAGGAUGGAGAGAAAAACAAAUUGUUCAAUCUGGGAAUUAUGGUCUUUGGGGUACAAAAUUUCAUUUUAUCGAACAUAAGCUUGAAAAAAUAUGCUUAAUGUUCAAAAACUUUUGCAGAUUAUAUAAAUCAUGCUGUGUAAUUCACUUUACGUAGUUCCAUUUUCAUUGUAGCUGGAUCCAUUACAUGUUUGCAAGUCUUUCGUAA
Molecule: messenger RNA, 1197 nt
Organism: Hyalella azteca
Lineage: Eukaryota; Metazoa; Arthropoda; Malacostraca; Amphipoda; Hyalellidae
Gene: Ref1
Product: THO complex subunit 4
Exons: 4
Coding region: 116-832 (238 amino acids)
Biological process (GO): mRNA export from nucleus
Cellular component (GO): nucleus
Molecular function (GO): mRNA binding
Source: RefSeq, a predicted model, not a curated record